UAUGAAUGUAUAAUUGUUGUGAUUUCUUGGUGAUAACAGCUGUGAACAGCGUUGCUAUUGAUCGUGUGAAACGCGUAUUUCUCGAAAAUGGUCUUCAAAUUGCUGACAGCUUCUUCUGCCUGGCAAAAAGCCUUUAAAAAUACGAAUAGGUGGUCAAAGACAGUUCUUAUUUCGCUUCAGUCAAAAUAUUCUACUAUCAAGGCUCAGCCAGCCAGUCUUGUUUUACAAAAUGGAACAACUAUGCAAGGUUAUUCAUUUGGUGAACCCGUAUCAACAUCAGGAGAGGUUGUAUUUAAUACUGGACUUGUAGGUUAUCCAGAAGCACUCACUGAUCCCAGUUACCGUGGACAGAUUUUAACUUUAACGUAUCCAAUUAUUGGGAACUAUGGUGUGCCAGACACAGCUGCUGUUGAUGAAUAUGGACUUUUAAAACAUGUUGAGUCAAACAAAAUUCAUGCUUCUGCAUUACUCGUGCAAGAUUAUACUGAUGGCUAUAGCCACUGGAAUGCUGUGAAAUCAUUAUCUGAAUGGCUAAAGGAAGAGAAAAUCCCAGCGCUGUUUGGCAUUGAUACAAGAAUGUUAACCAAAAUUGUUCGUGAUAGUAAUACAACAUUGGGAAAAAUUGUUUUUGAAGGCGAUCCAAUUGAGUUUGAUGAUCCAAACCAGAGAAAUCUAAUUGCUGAAGUGUCAACUCAGAAUGUUCAAAUAUUUGGCAAAGGAAACCCAAGUAAAGUGAUAGCUAUAGAUUGUGGAAUCAAACACAAUAUUAUAAGAAAUCUUGUUAAGCGAGGUGCAGAAGUGCAUCUGGUGCCAUGGAACUAUGAUUUCACUGGUGAACAAUUUGAUGGUUUGUUUAUAUCAAAUGGACCUGGUGAUCCUGCUAUGGCCCACAGCACAAUAGAAAAUGUUGCAAAGGUAAUAGAGAGAGGUGACAUUCCCGUGUUUGGAAUCUGUAUGGGAAACCAGAUUGUCGGUUUAGCGGCUGGAGCGGAAACUUAUAAACUUCCCUUAGGAAACAGAGGCCACAACCAACCAGUUGUUAACCUACUAAAUGGACAAGCCUUCAUUACGUCACAAAAUCACGGCUUCGCUUUGGACGAGAGCAAGUUGCCUGAGCAAUGGAAACCGCUUUUUAGAAAUGCAAACGAUAUGACAAACGAAGGUGUGAUGCACAUAACCAAACCAAUCUUCACAGCACAAUUCCAUCCCGAAGCCUUCGGUGGACCUACGGAUACAGAGUUCUUAUUUGAUAAGUUCAUGAACUUGAUUCGUGAUAAGAAUGAAAGCGUAACAUCGACAAUGCUAGCAGCGCCACCCAAAGUUGAUCGUCAUCAGGUUUCCAAAGUUUUGGUACUCGGCUCAGGAGGCCUGUCCAUCGGUCAGGCUGGCGUUGAUUAUUCCGGAUCACAAGCUGUAAAAGCGUUAAAGGAGGAAGGAGUUGAAGUCGUUUUGAUGAAUCCAAAUAUUGCAUCGGUUCAAACAAACGCCGAGGGAGAAAAACAGGCUGAUACGGUGUAUUUUGUGCCAAUUACUCCAGAGUACGUCGAGGAUGUAAUAAAGAAAGAAAAGCCCGAUGGUAUUUUGUUGUCUAUGGGUGGACAAACUGCUCUCAAUUGUGGUGUCGAGCUGUGGAAAUCUGGAGUUUUUGAUAAACACAAAGUUCAGGUUCUUGGAACAGCUGUAACGUCCAUAAUGGCUACAGAAGAUCGUCAAAUCUUUGCCGACCAAUUAAAAGACAUCGGAGAAAAGAUCGCUCCUAGUUUUGCUGUCCAUUCAGUUGAUGAAGCUGUUGAAGCGGCUUCGAAGAUUGGCUAUCCGGUUAUGGUUCGUGCCGCGUAUGCCUUGGGAGGUCUGGGUUCUGGUCUUUGUGCAAAUGAAGAAAAACUUAGAGAGACGACGACAAGGGCUUUUGCUUUGACUAAUCAAGCAUUGAUUGAGAAGUCCUUGCUUGGUUAAGAAAUUGAAUAUGAAGUUGUAAGAGAUGCUUCUGAUAAUUGUGUCACAGUUUGUAAUAUGGAGAACUUUGAUCCGCUCGGUGUUCAUACAGGGGACUCAAUUGUUGUUGCACCUAGUCAAACGUUAUCGAACGAAGAAUAUCACAUGCUUCGUGAAACUGCGAUAAAGGUUGUGAGACACUUGGGGAUAGUCGGGGAAUGUAAUAUACAAUAUGCGCUUCAUCCAGCGUCGUUGGAAUACUGUAUUAUUGAAGUGAAUGCACGACUCUCCAGAAGCUCUGCUCUCGCAUCGAAAGCCACCGGAUAUCCUCUUGCGUUUAUUGCUGCAAAACUUGCCCUAGGCAUACCGCUUCCCGACAUAAAGAAUGCCACAACAGAACAGACUAGUGCUUGCUUUGAACCCAGUUUAGAUUAUAUUGUCACAAAGAUUCCUCGAUGGGAUUUGGAUCGUUUCCAUCAAACACCAAAGGAGAUUGGUAGCGCGAUGAAAAGUGUUGGCGAAGUGAUGGCAAUCGGGCGAACCUUCGAAGAGAGUUUUCAGAAGGCAAUGAGGAUGGUUCAUCCUUCCGUAAAUGGAUUUGUUAAAGAGGUACCUGUUGCGCAUCAAAAAGGUUGGAGCGAUGAUAUGGAACAGGCAUUGAAAAUUCCUUCAAACACCAGAGUAUACACCAUCGCUAAGGCCUUAUAUGAUGGAUACACGGUUGACGAUAUUCAUAAACUGACUUCAAUCGAUCCAUGGUUCUUGAAGAAGUUACAGAGGAUUGUUGAAAUUGAUCAAAAUCUUGCCAGUCUUGAUUGGGCAAAUAUUUGCACCUCACUUCUUGCAGAAGCAAAAGAAGCUGGAUUUUCUGAUCGGCAAAUUGGAAAGGCCAUAGGUGUUUCUGAAGUCGAUGUUCGUCAGAAACGCGUUGAAUCUAAUAUUAAACCUUGGGUAAAACAGAUCGAUACAAUGGCAGCCGAGUAUCCUGCGAUGACCAAUUAUUUGUACAUGACCUACAAUGGAAAGGAGCACGAUCUGAAGUUUGAUGAACACGGUGUCAUGGUACUGGGUUGUGGUCCUUACCAUAUUGGUAGCAGUGUCGAGUUUGAUUGGUGUGCUGUAUCUGCCAUACGAACUUUACGCAAGCUCGGCAAGAAGACGGUCGUUGUCAACCAUAAUCCUGAAACUGUGAGCACGGAUUAUGACGAGUGCGAUCGUCUGUACUUCGAAGAGUUGUCUUUAGAAAGGGUUCUAGAUAUCUACCAACAAGAGCUAUGUGAAGGAACUAUCGUAUCUGUUGGUGGUCAAAUACCAAACAAUCUAGCUCUUCCGCUCUAUGAACAAGGCGUUAAUGUCCUUGGUACUUCACCUUUGAUGAUCGAUGCUGCUGAAGAAAGAUCGAGAUAUUCACAAAUCUUAGAUGAGAUGGGUAUCGAACAAGCCCCAUGGAGAGCUUUGCACUCAGUGAAUGACGCCUUGGAGUUCGCUGCAAGCGUUGGCUAUCCUUGCUUGUUGAGGCCGUCCUAUGUUCUUAGUGGCUCUGCCAUGAAUGUGGCUUAUGGACCAGAAGAAUUGCUACGAUUUUUAAGUGAUGCAUCCAGAGUUUCGCAGGAACAUCCUGUCGUAAUAACAAAAUUCAUCGAAAAUGCCAAAGAAAUUGAAAUGGACGCCGUCGCUCAAAACGGAGAGGUCGUCACGUUCGCCAUAACGGAGCAUGUUGAAAAUGCCGGGGUACAUUCUGGUGACGCCACAUUGGUUCUUCCUCCGCAAAACAUCAACGAAGGAGUUAUAAAACUGGUGAAGGAAGCGACAAGAAAAAUAGCCAAGAAAUUUGAGAUUUCUGGUCCAUUUAACACACAGUUUUUAUCGAAAGAUGGCCACGUUAUGGUGAUUGAAACGAAUUUGCGUGCCUCCCGUUCGUUUCCCUUCGUUUCCAAGACAACAGGAAAAGAUUUCAUCUCCGUGGCAACAAAAGUGAUGACGAAUAAUCCUCUGGAAGUUUACGAUCGUCGUCCACUAGAAUCGCCUUUGCUCCCUUCAGGUUUUGUUGGCAUUAAGGCACCAAUGUUUUCUUGGCCGCGACUUCGUGACGCUGAUCCUGUUCUGAAAUGUGAAAUGGCGUCUACUGGAGAAGUUGCAUGCUUUGGUCCUAACAUUCACACUGCAUUCCUCAAGGCUUUGCUUUCUACCGGUUUUAAAGUACCAAAGAAAGCAAUUUUGGUUGGAAUUCAGCAUUCAUUCCAGUCUGAUUUUCUGCCAACCGCUUAUCAACUUUAUCGUCUUGGAUUUGAUAUAUAUGCGACGCAGGCGACCGCCAAGUAUCUCAAUGCUCACAAGAUUCCAGCUAAAAUCGCUCAGUGGCCGCUCAAAGAUGAGGGACCGGACCCAAGUGCAACCAGAUUGAUAGAGGAUAGAGUUGUAGAUCUUGUUAUUAAUCUACCGAAUCAAAACACAAAAUACACCGAAGAUAACUAUCUUAUUCGUCGAGCGGCCAUUGAUUCAGGUGUUCCGCUUUUGACAAACUUCCAGGUCGUUCAACUUUUCGCAGAGGCGAUAGCCAAGGCACCGUAUGUGGACUCAGCCAGUCUGACUCAUUACCAAAAACCAUCACAAGCUAGCAGUGUUUAACUUCGUGACGAGAAAGUUUAGUGCAGAUAAGUGAUAUUUAUUCUUUUGUAGAACUCUAAAAAUAUUGAACAUAGUUGAACACGACUGUCUGUUUAGGAUGUAAAUAUGCUUCUUAUAUAGAUUGUGUAUAAAGAUCGUAUUUUUAUAUUUGUUGCUACCCUGGCGACGAUGUUCAACCGUUAAUGAUCGAAAUAAAAAAAUUCCAAGUCGUA
Xenia sp. Carnegie-2017 is the source of this 4775-nucleotide messenger RNA. Its product is annotated as carbamoyl-phosphate synthase [ammonia], mitochondrial-like. Lineage: Eukaryota; Metazoa; Cnidaria; Anthozoa; Malacalcyonacea; Xeniidae. Gene Ontology annotation, molecular function: ATP binding; carbamoyl-phosphate synthase (glutamine-hydrolyzing) activity; metal ion binding. Gene Ontology annotation, cellular component: carbamoyl-phosphate synthase complex; cytoplasm. Gene Ontology annotation, biological process: L-arginine biosynthetic process; 'de novo' pyrimidine nucleobase biosynthetic process; L-glutamine metabolic process. The record is from RefSeq and is a predicted model, not a curated record.